AAAAUUAUAAACGCCUCCCUUUUUUUAAUUUCUUCGCUUUACCAUCAGGGAUAUUCAGGAGUUCAUAGAGUACUAGAGUUAUAGUGAUCGUCGAAGGAAUUCAACAAUGGCAGAAAAUCUCGAUACUCAAUCUUCAAUUUCCAGUUCUGCACCACCAAAACCAUCUGAAGAUGAUCUCAAACGUUCUCAGAUACCAAAUGUUCCUUAUUUUCCAGCUUUUCAACAUGGAGGUGUCAAUAUGUUACCGAUCAUGUACCCUGCACUGCUUCCAGGCCAUGCUUCUGCGCAAAACCCAGAGAAUCCUAACCGUGGACCUGGAAUAUAUGCUGUCCCCAUGCUUCCAUUUAUGGGAACUGUCACUGGGAUUCCCACCAAUUCUCUCAUUCCUCUUACGUAUAGUACACCAAUGAGAUCAACAUCUUCUGAGGCUGCAGCAGCCAGCGGGGAACAAAGCCAGGUGGGCCCACAACAGCCACAGCAGCAGCAAGCACAGCAAAAUGGACCUCAAAGAUUUGCUGUACGAGGAAUUCAGAUUGAAUUUCAGUUUGACCCGCUGCUCUUAAUAAAGUUGGCGGCUUUGAUCUUCAUAUUUAAUCAAGAUGGUUCGAGGCACAGGCUUGCCGUGCUUGUGUUUUUUGCAUUUAUCAUCUAUCUAUACCAGACUGGAUCUCUAACUCCGCUUGUGCGUUGGAUUUCACAAGCAAUGCACAGGGCAGCUGCUCCUCCUCGGCCACCAAGGCCUGCUGCCAGGGUUGAACCAAUUGUUAGACAAGCAGAUGAUAAUGGUGACGCAGCACCCGCUGAUGCACAACCUGGAGCAGAGAGUGAGAGUCUACCAGCUGAUGGUGCAGAACGUCUACUUGAAAACGAGGCUGCUCCAGAGGCAGGAGCUGAAGGCGUUAACCAUUGGUGGGGUAUAGUUAAAGAGAUUCAGAUGAUAGUAUUUGGCUUCAUUACCUCUCUUCUCCCCGGAUUUCACAACAUUGAUCAUGCUUAAAAAGGGGUUUAAAGGAUUAACCAAUUUACCAAAUAUUAUCACUCGGGGAAGUAAGACUACUUUAUCUGUAUAUUGAUGAAUAGUUAGGAUUGUGGUGGAGACUAGCUUUAUAUCUGUUGAAAUAAUAUUGUAGAGCCUUGUCGUUUCACUUUUCUUGAGGUUUUAGUAUUUUUUACUUCUCCUAUCUUUUGAAGUCCUUAGGAAACUUUUGUUAAAGUUGGGAUGUGUUUCUUUGGCAUUAUAUUACGAUGAUCAAUGCUAUAUGCUUUUGAAACCGA
Amaranthus tricolor (Joseph's coat) is the source of this 1275-nucleotide messenger RNA. RefSeq lists its product as uncharacterized. The record is from RefSeq and is a predicted model, not a curated record. The transcript has 5 exons. NCBI's taxonomy places the organism in Eukaryota, Viridiplantae, Streptophyta, Magnoliopsida, Caryophyllales, Amaranthaceae. The coding region runs from base 107 to 997 and encodes 296 amino acids.